ACAAUAUUGAAUUCGAUGCAUAAAUAUCAGCCGCGGUUACAUGUGGUCCGGUGCUCCGAGCUCAUCAAUUUGCCCUAUUCUACUUUUCGCACAUUUGUUUUCAAGGAGACCGAAUUUAUCGCUGUCACUGCUUAUCAGAAUGAAAAGAAGGCUAGAGUUGAAGCACAUUUGCUUGUGAAUUUGAGGAGUAACAACGGCGGCGAACACGGUCUGGGGUCCAUAAGUGGUCAUUUGCUGAUGGACCGCACUGGAUUGGCAUAA
Gongylonema pulchrum is the source of this 261-nucleotide messenger RNA. NCBI's taxonomy places the organism in Eukaryota, Metazoa, Nematoda, Chromadorea, Rhabditida, Gongylonematidae. The record is from the annotation of a GenBank genome assembly.